GGUGACGUCACAAGCGUGCGCCCGAGUGUCGGUGGGACGGUGCGGUGCGGUGCGGUGCGGUGCGGUGCUGUGCUGUGCUGCCGGGCCAUGGCUCCCGCCGCCGCGCAGGCUCCUGAGAUCCAGUUCGCGCAGCGGCUGGCCGCCAACGAGAAGCGAAUCCGGGACCGCGCCGUGAAGAAGCUGCGGGGCUACAUCAGCCUCCGCACCCAGCGCCCGGGCGGUGGCUUCAGCCAGGAAGAACUGCUAAAAAUAUGGAAGGGACUGUUCUACUGUAUGUGGAUGCAGGAUAAACCACUGCUACAGGAGGAACUUGCUAAUAACAUUUCACAACUUAUCCAUGUGAUUCAGAAUACAGAGGCUCAACAUUUGUUCAUUCGAACGUUUUGGCAAACCAUGAGCCGUGAAUGGAAUGGAAUAGACAAUCUACGUCUCGAUAAGUACUAUAUGCUAAUCCGCAUGAUUUUGAGGCAAUCUUUUGAAGUGCUGAAAAGAAAUGACUGGGAUGAAAGCCUAAGGGAACUGCUAUUGCAGCUACUAAUGAAAGAAGUCAUGGACCCAGACAGCAAUGCUCCCAAAGGGAUAAAGUUCCAUUUCAUUGAUAUCUAUCUGCAAGAAUUGGCUAAAGUUGGUGCAAAGGAGCUCACAGCAGACCAGAGUCUCAAGUUCAUUGAACCUUUCUGCAAUUUCGUUGCCCAAUCAAAGGAUCCUUCUGUGAUGCACGCUGUAGCCAGUGGUAUCUUUGAGAUCAUUGUGGAUCAGUCCCCGUAUGCCAUUGAAGACCUAAUGAAAGAACUGGAAAGCAGCGGUGAUGAGGAAGACGUGUCUGAAGAUGAUGAACAGGGAAAGAAAGAGAUGCUUAAAACCAAAGCAAGUAGACGUUUGUCAGGAAAAUCGGCACAGAGCGCUGAAAAAACAGAGGAUGUAGAUGAAAAUGCUGAUGAUAGUAUUGGGCCUGUUCUUCAGUUUGAUUAUAAGGCUGUUGCAGACAAACUCUUUGAAUUGGCAAGCAAGAAGAAUACGCCUGCCCUUAACAGAAAGCGUCUGUACAAGCUGGUCAAAAAGUUCCAGGAUUUAGCAGAAGGAAUCUUCCCCCAAGAUUUCCCUGAAGAUGUUUCUACAGAUGAAGACGAUGAUACGUUCAGUAGAGGGAGGCGAAAGAAAAAAGUUGUCAAACCUUCAGGGAAAAACAGUUUGGAAAAAGUAAAAGGCUCGGGGAAGGAUGAACAAGAGGCAUCAAGUGCAAAGGAGACAUCAGUUCCACAGAAGAAGAGGAAAAAAAGGAAGAUAAGGGAGAGCCCACAUGCUGAUUCUGGAACAACCGAUGGAAAUUCUGAGGAGGGAAUAGCUGAAACAUCUGGAUCUGUUAUACUUAACCCAGGAAAGAUGCCAGAUAAUAAGAUGAAGAAGAAGAAGAAAUUGCUAGUUAAUGAGACAAAUGAGAUCAGAAAUGCAGUAAGUGACACCGGAGAUAAGCACAGCGUCUCUGCACAGAGCAGUCAGGCUGACACAGAGCAGAGCAAAAAGAUUCAGUCAGAGAAAAUGAAUCCAAAAGUGCAAAAUGUUCUUGGAAAGCUGGAAUGUCAAAACGGUCCAGCUAAUGCCAAAAAGGCAGAGGAUGUCAACACGUCUCUCACACCAUUAAUUCCCAAGGUUGGGAAAAAGAAACAAAAAGCAGGGUCUGCCUUGGUCAAUGGGGAGAACUUUUCACAGCAGACAGACUUGAAAUGCAACAAGGAGGGCCCACUGUCAAGAGAUGUGGACUCUGAAUCUGAACCCUCCAGAAAAGUCAAAUUGAAGAAAAAGACAAAGCUGGUUGCUUUGGAAGGGAUUGAGGUCUCCAACCAGAAAGCAGCAACCUUGAAAAAGAAGAGAAAAGUUAAAGAGGUGCUAAAUUCUGUUGAAGCCAAUGGAAUUCUGGAGACUGCAUGCAAGAAAAGCAAAAAGGAGGAAAGCAGCACUGCUCUAUCGCCGUUGAAGAAAAAGAAAGCAAAACAAGGGAGUGAUUUUGUGAAAUUUGAAAAAUCAACUGUACCAAAGGCAUUACUCUUCAGGAAGGCCAGAAGUACCAUCUCCUCCACCAGAGCCUCCAUUCCGUUGAAUAAACUGCAGUCAUCCGGCUCCAAAAAGGUCACCUUUGGUUUGAAUAAAAACAUGACUGCUGAAUUUAAAAAGACUGACAAAAGUAUCUUGGUGAGCCCAGAAGGACCCUCUCGUGUAGCUUUCAAUCCUGCACAGAAACCUCGUCAUGGAGUGCUGAAGUCUCCUGCAGGUACCCCAGACGGAGAGCCUAAACUGAAGAAACCACUUACUGCGCAAGCUAAGAAGAAAACAACUGCUAGGGCUUUCUUUUAAACCAAUAGCAGUGGCCUACUUUUGUACAGGACAUUUUGCUAAAAUAUAACAUUCUCUGGAGGUAUUUUGAACUUCUUUAUUUUUUUAAGUUAAUAUGAAUUGUAUAUACAAGAUUCUGAUUGUGACCUGAGACAUCGCUAUUUUAACAGCACUUCAGCUGUAUCUUGAAAUAUUUGUUUUGCCUAUUAACUGAAAAGAAAUAAAAUCCAAUCUCUACUCAGGUAUAGUCUACAAAAAUAUGGUUACCGUCCACUUAAUUCCAAAUAGACUUUUCCAUUUAAUUAAGGAAUGGUGAGAGUUGCAUUGUUCCGGGAUUUUUUUUGAGCCAGUUUAAGAAACCUUGCACUUCAUGCUGUUAAACUCUUUAACAGGUCAGGGCUUGAAAGGAAAAAGAUGACAUAAAUUUUAACUCCAUUAGUUAUUUGUCUGUUUUAAAAUCUUACCCCAUCAUUGGCAUCUUGUUUCUUCUUCUGCGAAUAACAAUUACCUCAUGUCUCUGCUUAAUACGAGCUGGACUUGGGUAGCUUUACCCAACUAAGAAAGGUUUUCCAGGAAUUAUAGAUGUGUGGCUGCUCAACUGAUCACUGAUAGAAGAAAUCUUCACGGUGGGUUUUCUGCUGAGUUGAGAACUCUCACUACAUUACUUUUGGUAGUACAAGUGCCAAAGCUGACUUACAUUUGCCAUAUGGUAAGCCAGCCUCUUCUCUACUGUAACUCGCAUACUCUCACAUGGGAGAAAUCUUUGAUAAUUCCAUCUGAAUUCCAAUCUCCCUACCACUCCAGCUCCAGUGCUGACUUUCCUGGAGGUAUCACAGGGAGCCUAGAUUUCUUCUUUAGCAGCUGGUAUCACCACAUUUUACCAGAACAGAUCUCAUUCAGUGAAUGAACCACUGGCUGUAGUAAAGCUAGAUCAGUGUCGUGCAUCCUUGGUUAAGAUUUGCCUCUCUCAAAUCUUUGGUGCCCCUCAACACAGGGUAAAACUUGACAGUCCAAGCAGUUUGGUUUUGGCUUUGAUGUAGAACCAGAAGAUUUCUUUCUGCAAUGUUUCCUUGCAUUCCUUAUACUUGGAUUUUUAUGUUUUUUUUUAACUAAUGUGCAGAUUUUAAUUCUUUAUCUUGGGUACAGAACACUCUGUACUUCUGUGAAAGACUGUUACGAAAUUCCAAGGGGGAACUGCAAGGAAAGGGAGAGCAAAUGAAAAUAAAACUUCUUUAAUAUGAUUGAGAGACGUCAAAUCUUUAUUUGAAAGUUUUGCUUGUGCAAAGAAAGCAAAGGCUCUGCAGCAGAUCUCUACAUAAGAGUUCAGCUUCAAAGUACAACCUGGUGCCAGAACAGAGCUUCAUGAAACUUCCCACUGGUUCCUUCCAGGAUCCCCUAGGUUCGAGAAAGUAGGACUACUUCAAUACCUUGGGCUAUGAGAACUAGUCAAUGUUUUGCUAAUUCAGUGAGCAGAAUUAAAUUUUGUGGCAUAAUACAUUUGCAUUGCUAAAUGCUACUUCUUCCCAGUCUUUGGUGCUGACUGCCCUCUGCCAGAGUAGUCCCUGUAUGCAACUGGAUUGAAACCAGACUUUCAUAGUUCACCUAGAUUUCUUCAAAUGAUUUCUGUACUUGUAGAGUGCUGAUUGGUCUCAGUUGUUCAAUUCUAACCAUGACAGUUCUUUCGCUAACUUUUGUGGUAUUGCCAUCAGGAUAUUAGAAAGUCAUUUUGCUCUGUCUUUUCUCAUUUAAAACGUAGGACCGAAUUUCUUUUCUUUCUUUCCCUGUUUUUCCCCUCUUACUACUUUCCUUUUCUCAGUAAAGGACUCUGGAGAAUACAUCUGAGAAAACGGAUAGCAUUUGCUGUUUGAACAAUUGUUGUUAAUCUAUUUAUUUUAAAUCUCAUUCUAUAUAUUAGCAUAAUGCAUUUUCUGACAAGACAAUAAGUACGUUGUAUGUUUAUCUUGUACUGUAUGUGAGAAGUCUUCUGUGGAAUAUGCAUAAAUGCAUUUGUAUUUGCAUGGCUGCCAGUGCCCUAUGUUGAAGAUGCCACGUUCCUCCAAGGAUAGAGACGCUAACAGUCAGUAGGUGGAUCUGAUGUGCUUAGAAAAAAAAAAUCAAGGAUUGGGAUGCAUUGGGGUUUCAUGUUGGUUUUACUUUGUUUAUUGUAAUGUAUUUAAGUGGUUGUCUGGAUCUUUUUCAAUUGGCGCUGGAUCCUUUGAACGCACUGCCAGUAUUCUGUUGCUAAUGGUUUUAUAUAAUGGUUCUCUAAGGAGAGGUGUACCUGAAGGGGAAAAAAGGAAAGGAAAAACUGAGCUAACCUGUGUGAUGUCUCUUCAUAGGUUUUUUUUAAUAGUGUUUUUCCAUCUCUGAAGCUGCCAAUCACACUCUGAGCUAAAAUUUAAGCUUGUGGCAUAUCUUUUAAAGAAUAGUAUUUUUUAAUGGUUAUCUCUACAUUUCUGGUACAGAUCUGAUCAACUUUGUAUUUCUCGAGCUUUAACAGUUUAUAAUCCUUUAUAGCUUCAAGAGGACUCAAAAGCACAAUUAUCCAGUAACAUAAAAAGUUGAAACUAUAUUUAAAUUAUUGGGCACGUAAGAUCUUUUAUAUUCUAUCAAAGCUUUGUGACUUGGAAAGCUUCUAGCACCCUUUUUUUGUAUUCCCUGUGCUUAGACUGACUACAGGCAGGAAAAAAUUCUAUUGUCAUUUAUGUACCUCUGCAACAACGUUAUUAAUGGAAAUACGGUGUCUAAGCAUUAGAUCAUUUAGUCUACUUCAAUAAACCAUCUUAUUUUUUUGUGGC
Molecule: messenger RNA, 5129 nt
Organism: Gallus gallus (chicken)
Lineage: Eukaryota; Metazoa; Chordata; Aves; Galliformes; Phasianidae
Gene: RRP1B
Product: ribosomal RNA processing 1B
Exons: 16
Coding region: 88-2352 (754 amino acids)
Biological process (GO): rRNA processing
Cellular component (GO): preribosome, small subunit precursor; preribosome, large subunit precursor; nucleus
Source: RefSeq, marked validated